Molecule: messenger RNA, 5601 nt
Organism: Oncorhynchus tshawytscha (Chinook salmon)
Lineage: Eukaryota; Metazoa; Chordata; Actinopteri; Salmoniformes; Salmonidae
Product: RAC-alpha serine/threonine-protein kinase
Exons: 14
Coding region: 297-1721 (474 amino acids)
Biological process (GO): protein phosphorylation
Molecular function (GO): protein serine/threonine kinase activity; ATP binding
Source: RefSeq, a predicted model, not a curated record
AAAUGUCGUUCAGACAUAAGGCUCGGUUGGUUUAAUGGGAGAAAGGCUAGACUUCUUGUGCACGAGGAUACAUUAACGAAUACGCAUGGACAUAUCUGCUGAUAAAUUGUCAAAGAGUCCAAGCAAUGGCCCGGAAUAACAUUUGAAUUGGUUAAGGUAACCAGUGCUGUCUGAAACCUUCCCCAGCACUAGACCGCUUCUGAUUUGAGUGAAGGGGACCAGCGUGUCCUCUCCUUCUGUGGGACUCCCUCAGUGGACAGAACCUCCCCCUUACCCCCAUUCCUCCGCAGACCACCAUGGGCGAAGUAGUCAUUGUGAAGGAGGGAUGGCUUCACAAACGAGGAGAGUACAUAAAGACUUGGAGACCCAGGUAUUUCUUGCUGAAGAGCGACGGUACGUUCAUUGGCUACAAGGAGCGACCGCAAGACAUCGACCAACUGGAGACGCCACUCAAUAACUUCUCAGUAGCACCAGAAUGUCAGCUGAUGAAAACAGAGCGUCCUAAGCCCAACACAUUCAUCAUCCGCUGCCUGCAGUGGACCACUGUCAUAGAGCGCACCUUCCACGUGGAUAGCCCCGAGGAGAGGGAGCAGUGGACGAAGGCCAUCCAGGAGGUGGCUGAUGGGCUGCAGAAACAGGAGGAGGAGAGGAUGGACUCCUCACCAGACCCCAUGGACAUGGAGAUGUACCUCACCAAACCAAAACUUAAAGUGACUAUGCCUGACUUUGAAUACCUCAAGCUCUUGGGAAAAGGCACUUUUGGGAAGGUUAUCCUGGUGAAGGAAAAAGCCACAGGAAAAUACUACGCUAUGAAAAUCCUCAAGAAAGAAGUGAUUGUGGCGAAAGAUGAAGUAGCUCACACGCUCACUGAAAACAGAGUACUGCAGAACUCCAAACACCCCUUCUUAACGGGUCUGAAGUACUCCUUCCAGACGCCGGACCGCUUGUGUUUCGUCAUGGAGUAUGCCAAUGGAGGAGAGCUGUUCUUUCACCUAUCACGAGACCGUGUGUUCUCCGAGGAGAGGGCCCGGUUCUACGGAGCGGAGAUCGUGUCGGCGUUGGACUACCUCCACUCGGAGAAGAACGUGGUUUACAGGGACCUGAAGCUGGAAAACCUGAUGCUGGACAAAGACGGCCACAUCAAGAUCACAGACUUUGGCCUGUGUAAGGAGGGCAUCAAGGACGGGGCCACCAUGAAGACCUUCUGUGGGACGCCAGAGUACCUGGCCCCCGAGGUGCUGGAGGACAAUGACUACGGUCGUGCUGUGGACUGGUGGGGUCUGGGUGUGGUCAUGUAUGAGAUGAUGUGUGGUCGGUUGCCCUUCUACAACCAGGACCAUGAGAAGCUGUUUGAGCUGAUCCUGAUGGAGGAGAUCCGCUUCCCUAGAACCCUGGGGCCCGAGGGAAAGUCCCUGCUCUCUGGCCUGCUCAAGAAGGACCCCAAGCAGAGGUUAGGUGGAGGGCCUGAUGACGCCAAGGAGAUAAUGCAGCACAAGUUCUUCGCUGGGAUCGAGUGGCAAGACGUGUAUGAGAAGAAGCUGGUCCCGCCCUUCAAGCCCCAGGUCACCUCGGAAACAGACACCCGCUAUUUUGAUGUGGAGUUCACCGGGCAGACCAUCACCAUCACGCCUCCAGGACAAAAUGACAGCAUGGAGUCUUUCGACAGCGACAGGAGACCCCACUUCCCCCAGUUCUCCUACUCUGCCAGUGGAACAGCCUGAACCUAAACCGAAGCCUAGACCCCCUACCCUUUCCUCACCCUCUUAUAGACCAUACUGCUCUCACCUUAAUGCCCCAAUCUCUGAACAGACCUCAUCCUGAUAGGCCAUCUAGGACCUCACUCAUGUUUAUCUUCUUUUUUGUCUGUUUGUUCUGUAAUUGUUGGGGCACAUCUCAAUUGUCUAGUGUGGCUUCUUAGCCUGUUCUCCUCUUCAGAUGAGUCCAGGGGAGGAGAGGAGAUGAGGAGUGGAAGGCCACUUUCGACUAUUGAGUCUCCCUUGUUGUCACCAGUGUUUCAAAUACUGUACUUGUGUUGCUUAGAGGGGAGGAGUCGGUUGCCUGCCAAUAGGAACACACUUGGACUAGAGGUCAAAAGUCACUAAGAUACAGUGGUGACCGGCCAACCUAAUUCUUCAUGGCAACAUGAUUUCCUGUCAAUGAUACAUAUGCAGCUAGCCUCAAAAGAGAAAAAGAGAAGCACAGUUAUAAACAAUCUUUGAAAAUGAGCUUUUUAAACGGUACACUAUCUAUUUCUACAAAUUAUUAGCUUUAUAUUUUGAUGGAGCAAAAGAAACAUCAUAGCGUGAUCUUUUGAAAUUGUCCUCCUUCUUCCCAUCUUCUACUAGCCACCACUGCCAUUGUGCUCUCAAAGACUCACAGAUAUUCAGAGGUUUGUGAGAGGUAACACUAAAGCUCCACACCUGGGUUGUGUUCAGUAGGGCACCACAAAGCAAAACGUUUUGAAAUAGAAAAUGAAAAUAUGUGUUCUUAUUAAACAAGUUCCCGUAGCACAGGGAUGGGCAACUUUGGUGAGGGUGGGGGCCACAAAAAAACGGGACUCAUCACGAGGGGCAGUGGCUCGCGGGUCUGCUUACCCAAAUCCAUACCCACACAUGCAGUCAGUCCGGCCCUAGCCUUUUGAGGGGCCCUAAGUUAGAAUUGCAAUUCUACACAAUUUUGCCUAUGGGAGGAGAGAGAAUUUUUCAGUUUUACAGCUAAUUUGCUACUAUUCUACACAUUUUGCCAUAAGGUGGAGAGAAAUGUUUUUAAUAUGCAGUUUUGCAGUUUUUAAUAUAUCUGAGUGAGAGUGACUAAUAAAAUCAAUGGGGGGCCCCGGCCAUUAAAUUGACCAUAAUUACUACAAGUUUAGAUAGCUGGUUAGACUAACUACCAAUCUAUAAUAUCUUAGCUGACGUAGGCUAAUUGAGGGAUUGUCAGUGACUGAUAUAACAAGAGAAACUGCUUAUGCACAACCUAAUUUCAAAAUUGCACCUUGUGUAUUCUACUAUUAUUACUCUAAACAAUGAGAUACUUUGUUUUUGGAAAGCUGCCCAUCCCUGCCGUAGCACCUCCUGUUUGCUUUCUCCUAUUUUGUGACUUCUGAACAUGACCCUGCUGUCUCUCACCUCUCAAAUGUUGAUCCUCCCAAACACACACACCUUCUAGUAGCAGUGAGGACUAGAGUACUGAAAUGGAGUCUAUAGAAUGAUCUGUUAUUCUACUUUUCUUCAGUGUUACUGGCCUCCCUCGCCUUCUGGCCUAAGCUUUCCUUAGUUAGAGUGACUGCAGUACAGUGAAAGUUUGGUGAACGGGGAUCACACCAUCUGUGAAUUGGCGUGGUGCAGAGUGACAUUCACAAAACGGUGUGUGGAUUAUAAAGGACAUGUUUGUGGGGUGUUGGUGUAUCUGGCUACUUUUAUGAUUUGGGAAAUAGAUUGUUUUCAUGCGAAUAGCAAUCUUGGUAUUCCGGUACAACUCAGCGGGCAAAAGUUGCUGCUGCAACCACAGUAGGGAAGAUACGUAUUUUCCCUGAUACAUAUUAGGUUGUAUGGUGAAAUGACUGGAUGUACGUACUUAUUUUGUUAGAAAGGCCACUAUAUCCAUUUACCCAUUAAACAAAUGGGCUCUGUUGAAAUCAUGUGUAAGGAACCCUUUUGUUGGUUUAUAUUUCUCUAUCAAAGCUAUAGACAUAUACAACUUCAAAGUACAUUGAGAUGAGAGAGCUAAUAAAAGUCACUUUUUAUAUCUAGCAGAGAACCAUGCUCGUAGACCUGUUAGCUGCUAGCUACAUGUUGAUAAUAGAAAUCAACUUAAAAAAACAAAUGUGUUUUUCUACCAGCAUGCCAUUGAAUGCUGACACAUGCAUGGCUUUAACAACGGAAGAGUCUGAAGCUCGCCUGUAAAGAUUUUAAAACAAUUUACCAACCAAGCAGUUGCUCCACAACUAUCUGGUAUUGAGAGCACAGGUCACAGUCCGAACAAUGUAUAACAAAACUCUUACCAGCCAUGUUCCAGUACAUAUUCUGAAGACCCUUAGCUUGGUGGACAGUUUCUGUAUACUGUGGGAAGACUACCUGGUCUAAGUAAAUGUAAUUGUGCAAUAACAUAGGGCUGUGAUAUGAGAGGAAAGAAAGAGCAAACAUAUUUGUGACUGGAAUCCUCGUGAGGGUAGAUGGGAUAGGGGGCUGGGCAAAGCUGAUACAAAAUGGAUGGUUUGAAAUGAAUGUCUUUCUUUUAGCUAGAACUGUGACCAAAGUCUUGUUUAGUUUGUGUGAGAUUUACAACCUCGCCCUGACCCUUAACCUUACCGGAGUCGCACUGACUGACAACUGGGGGAUAUGAUCUUCUGAAAGGCAUGCUCAUGUACUGAUACAAACCUUUGGAAUUGAGUGUACAAAAUGAAUGGUGUGAAUGUUCUGUUCUACCAACAAAUUGACCUUCUCUUUGCUGUUAGAUUGUCAACAGGUAGCCUAUUAUUUGUUUGUACGUUUAAUUGUUCUAUUAUUUUUGCGAUCCUUUCCAGUUAUUGGGUGUUUUCUCCCCAAUGCUUUUAGCAACACCUCACUGAGGUCACUGUUACAGUACUCAACCCUUUUAGACAGACAGCUACUGUACAUAGACAGUUACUGGUGCAGCAAAACACACCAAGGCUGUGACUAUCCACCAUCAAGGAAGGAUGACUAUGUAUUUGUGUGUGUGUACACAAGCGAUUGUGCGGACAGGUCUGUUAGGCCAACAAUUCAAUGCAUUUGUAUCAGUGAUUUGUCACAAACUCACUGGCUAUGUAUGGUAUGUUAGUCAAGGAAAACAAAUGAGAAUCUUAACUUUUUACAUAUUAAAUCACAAAUAUUUGAGACGUAAAUACCUCAAUGGUCUUAAUUGAAUCCAAGUGAGGGUAUCCACAUUUUGCUAAUGGUAAUUUACGUUGUGUCCAGAUGCCCUAGAUUCUAGUUUUGUUAAGUGUUAAGGCCUUAUUUAAUUUGAAGUUCGUUGAAACCCCUCUGAAUAUAAAUUAUUUAUUUAGGAAAUGGUUCAAAAUGUUCACUGAACAAUACAAUUAAUAAUUAAUGUUAAAGAAAUUAUAAAUGAAUGUAAAACAUAUAUUUAAUUUUGUUGACCCAUUCCAGUUUUGUAUAUUUACUUAUUUUUUUACUUCCUUAUUUUGAAAUCAUUGACCUAAUUGUUGCUUAUCGACCGGUCCUUCCCUGGUGAUUCACCAUGUAAGUUGGGGGGGUAAGAAAAUGUUAAAGAAUUUAUAUUUAAGUUAUUUCAUUCCCUUUGAUGCCCCCUUUGUAGAUGAGAAACUGAACAAUUGAAUGCACCAGCUUUUGUGAACAAAGAACCAGUGUAGGCUGCUGAAGGGAGGACGGCUCAUAAUGGCUGGAACGGCGCUAAUGGAAUGGCAUCAAAUACAUGGAAACCAUGUGUUUGCUGUAUUUGAUACCAUUCCACUGAUUCCGCUCCAGCCAUUACCACAAACCAUCCUCCCCAAUUAAGGUGCCACCAACCUCCUGUGCAAAGAAUGUUUUCCUUUGCUGUGUGGGCAUAAAUGUGGCAUUAUUUUUCAUUGGGAUUCAGAAAUAAAGACUUUUUGGACAAAUA